Molecule: messenger RNA, 1347 nt
Organism: Microthlaspi erraticum
Lineage: Eukaryota; Viridiplantae; Streptophyta; Magnoliopsida; Brassicales; Brassicaceae
Source: the annotation of a GenBank genome assembly
AUGGAUCAGAGGAUGGAAGAAUCUGAUGCAGAGGAGUAUGUCUACUCUGAGGAACAGUCUGAGAGUGAGAGGCUGAGGGAAGAAAGGAGAACCAAGAAGAGGAAUGACCCUAUAAGCAGUGAGGAAACUGAGAGUGAUGAGGAAGGAGAAGAGGUGAACCAAUUGGUUGAUGAAGAUGACCAAGAGGGGAACCAAGAUGAGCCAAUGGAAGAGGCUGAGGAAGAGCAAGAGGAGGAUGAGCUCCCCAUGUACCAAGAGCACUACAAUGCUCUCUUCUCCAUGGACUUUGUGGAGACUAAGCACCCACACGAUGACACCAUGAGAGAUCUUGGUAUCUUUGAGGAUGUGGAGUUGGUGCUCAAGAACAUGCAAUUGGGGAAGUUCUUCUCUCACCGCAUGGAGUCUUACAAGGAGUUGACUUGUGAGUUUUUGGCGUCGAUGAAGCAUCACGAGUUUGAUGAGCUCGAUCGAGCUGAGUUGGACCGAGGCUGGGGGUACAUAACUUUCCUAGCAAAGGGAGAGAAGAAGAUGGUGACCUUUAGGCAGCUUGAGAUACUGUUUGGGUUCACCUAUGGAGAAGGUAACCUAUGGAACAUCAAGGAAGAAGAACUCCAAAGAGUAUGGGCUACAAUAGCUGAAGAGGGGUACUCUUCCUCAAGGUCCAAGGCUGCCCAGAUCAGAAGUCCUGUGCUUAGAUAUGUCCACAAGGCUCUUGCAAACACCUUCUUUGCAAGGAAAGCCACUGGAACAAUCAAUGAGGGAGAAGUGAAGCUCCUUACCAUGGGAAUCAAGCCUAUCAUCUCACGAACUAGGGAUGGGAAGAAGAUCAGAGGAGACAGGGCACACGCAGGGAAUCUCAUGCCUCUCCUUGAGCAGCUCCAAGCCUACAAGGUCACAGCUUACAACACUAGGCACCAAAGAGGAAGAAAGCUUAGUGUUGGAGGGGUGAUCACACCAAUUCUUUGUGCAGCAGGAGUUCAAGUGGACAAGAGAAGGUCUACUCCACCAGGUUGGAUGGACAUCAAGUUUUGCAAGACCAACCUCCUCAUUGAGCACAAGGAGUUGGAUGGGAGAUUCCAAUUCAAGUUCACCCACCCCACGGCUGGACUCUCCAAGCUUCUUCUGCCCAACCCUGAGCUCACCACGGUCCUAGGAGGUACAAACAUUGACUUCAGACCCCCUGUGUACACUUUGGUUGGGCAUGAAGCGGAUUUGCAAGAAGAAGAGAUCGAGCUCGAUCGAGCUGAGGAUCGAGCUGAGGCUCAAGCUGAAGAUGGAGUGCAGGAAAGCGCUGAUUGGGUGAGCCUGAGUGCUAUUACUUUGAGGAGUAUGAGGCUCCAAGGAUGA